AUGCCUGAUGCUCUUAAUACCGUUUUUGGCUAUGUCCUUAUGGGUCCCUGUAGUGCGGUUCCUAUGGCAUCUGCCACCUCGUUUUGUCACGUGGAUCAAAUGGUUUCAUUGGAGGAGUCUGUAAAGCAGUUUUGGAGUUUACAAACUGUUCCUGAAGUAGAAUGUUCAGCUCCUGAAGUAGAAUGUUCAGCUCCUGAAUAUAUUCUUUGUGAGAAAAUUUUUGUUGAGAAUGUUUGUGGAGACGGCUCUGGUCGUUAUACCGGUGCUUUACCUUUCAGGGAAUUAUCUCCUGUUUUUCCAGGAAUGUUUGAGUUAGCUGUCAAUCGUUUUCUUUCAUUAGAAAAAAGGCUUUUGAAAAUGCAUACUGUUUAUCAGGAAUAUUGUACCUUCAUGAAAGAUUAUUUGGAUUUGCAUCAUCUGGAAAUAGUGUCAGAAACUUCUCAACCUUUGUCUUGUUACUAUAUUCCUCACCAUGCUGUAUUAAAACCGGAUAGUUUGACUACCAAGUUGCUAGUUGUAUUUAAUGCUUCUGCUCGAAUUGGCAAUCAGAAUUCUCCUAAUCAAUGCUUGUUUACUGGAAAGAAACUACAACAAGAUAUUUUAACUAUUUUAUUGGGUUUUCGACUUCAUAAAUAUGUCUUAUCCACGGAUAUUAAGCAUAUCUAUAGGCAGAUACGAGUUGAUAAAAGUCAUUGUGAUUAUCAGAGGAUUGUUUUUAGAGUCUCUCCUGAUGAAGAGUUACAAGAAUUUCGGCUAUUAACAGUAACUUAUGGUGUAUCGUCUGCUUCUUUUCUUGCUUUAAGGACUUUGUUGCAGCUGAGUGAAGAUGAAGGGAGAGAGUUUCCCCUUGCCGCUGAAGUCUUGAGUACGAUUACUUAUGUUGAUGAUAUUGUUUGUGGUGGUGAUACCUUAUAA
Messenger RNA from Diabrotica virgifera virgifera (western corn rootworm), 915 nucleotides. RefSeq lists its product as uncharacterized. The transcript has a single exon. NCBI's taxonomy places the organism in Eukaryota, Metazoa, Arthropoda, Insecta, Coleoptera, Chrysomelidae. The record is from RefSeq and is a predicted model, not a curated record. Bases 1 to 915 code for a protein of 304 amino acids.